Molecule: messenger RNA, 6598 nt
Organism: Lepisosteus oculatus (spotted gar)
Lineage: Eukaryota; Metazoa; Chordata; Actinopteri; Semionotiformes; Lepisosteidae
Source: RefSeq, a predicted model, not a curated record
CUGAAAAGGGUAAUCAGUAUAUAAAAGGUGUUGGCAUAUAGUUUAAGUAGAAAACAGGUUUCUCAAUAAACAUAGUGUAAAGAGUGCAACGUGAAUAUUUUUAUCUUCUGUGUUCCGUGAAACACAUUAAAUGUUUAAGUGGGGACCUUAACAUUAUCUUAAUGUGUGUGAGAAACAGCUCAGCCGGAAAAAAAAAAUGUUGUCAGCAAUCGGCAACCAGUUGAGCCCUAUAUUCUCACGUGAUACUAAGGCAUGAACUGUAACAAAAUAGCUGCUUUUAGAUGGUUGGCUGAAGUCUUCCCUACUCCCAUCCCCCACCCAAUCCGUCCAACACACCACUCUGCUUCCAUCAACAAUUCAUUACAGCUUUUAGCUGGAUAGCGCAAGCUAAUUAAAACUAGUGAGAGAUCUCCUAAGCUGAGCACAUUUAACAGUCUGAUUGGUAAACAUUGAGAAUGUGUGCUGCCUACACAUUAUCCAUUGUAUCUUUUUCAUCAACAUUUUAACGAAGAUACUACAGAAUCCUGUAAAGAGGGGUGCUUUGUGAUCUAAUGUAAAAAUCUUGAGUGACUCCACCGUUUUAGGGAUUUUUUUUAGUAUUCCCAAGAAAGCGUUUAAAAAACCUAUUUGGGGUAGCAGUCGAAAAGGGAAAGGAAGCGGUGCCAAAUCCAGACAUGCAUUAAACUCCACUCCAGAUUUUUCACCCCCUUCAUUUUUCUCGGUAAUUUAUCCCAGGGUUAGCAAAAUUCUGUCUUGUUACAAGCGGCUGCCUGUAGGUUUGUUUCAUGGUAUCAUUACCACGUACUGAUCUGGAUUGCUGUGAAGUCUUGGAUUGAAGGCGGAAUGUGAAGUUUGAAAACUUUGUACCUUUGGUGCUUUCUUGCCUAUUUUUCUUCAGCAGAAGGACUUAAUUCUUGAUAACCUUGUUUGCUUGUAAUUUAUGGUUUUCGUUUUUGCCGCUGUAAAGUACGUGGAUCUUAUUACAGUUGCCAUGAGGAAUAUUAUUAACUGAAGAAUUAAAUCUGACGGUGGCAUUUUACAGCAGUUUGGUUUGGCUAUGAUGUAUUUUAACAGUAUGUGGCAGUGUCUGUGAGAGAUUUUUUUACGAGUUAUUAACCCUUACUUGGAGAAAUGAUUUGAAGGAUUAAAGGAUGUGAUGGAUCUGAACAUAAGGGUGUAGAGCUAAGGAUUUCACUGUAAAAUUAAAGGCAAACACAAAGACGGGUUAGAUACGCAAGGGAACAACGAAUGUCCUCUCAUCUUCAAGUCGGGGGAUUUCAUCCACGUUUUCUGUCCGAGAUCUUACCUUCAGGAUGUCAGUGAAUAGUUCCACAGGUGGAAAAAGUGUGGAUCCAAACGCAGUUGAUACGUAUGACAGUGGUGAUGAUUGGGAGAUUGGAGUUGGAAAUUUGAUCAUUGACUUGGACGCUGAUUUGGAAAAAGACAGACAAAAAUUGGAGAUGAAUAAUUCUACGAAUAACGCCAGUUCUAAGGAUUGCGGGGGUCUGACAUCCAGUGGUGCUAACGCAACAUCAGCCUUAUCGGAUGGCUUAAAAUUUACAUCUGUUCAGCCCCCUAUUCCCCAGGGGAAUUCCAACAAGGAGACUGGUAAAUCCAAAGUGAAGAGGAGCAAAACUUCUAAGGAUACUAAUAAAUCUCUCUCCUCGGCAGCAUUGUAUGGGAUUCCCGAGAUCAGCGGUGGUAAAAGGCAGGAAGUUCAAGGACGCCCUGGAGAGGCAUCUGGCAUGAAUUCAGCACUGGGCCAAGCUGUUAGUAACCCAAACACUAGUAAUUCAAUUGCUUCAUGUGCAAAAGGCAAAGAGGAAAAAAAUGGCAAAAAUCAGAGCAGAGGGUCUAAAAGGGAUAAGGAUGCAAGCAGAGCCAGGAAAGAGAAGCAUGAUAUCGGACAUGCAAACACAAAUGCCAGUUGCACCACUGGCCACCUUUAUGGAUUUGGGGCCAAAGGGAGUCCAUACCAUUGUGGGAACGUCGGGGUGGGAGACAUUAACAAAAGUGGUUUGGAUUCAGGAAUAAUGGGGAACUCUAUUGUUGUAAAGAAGGAAGAGAACGACGAGGAGGAGACCCACAGACCAGCAAAGAAAUUGAAAACUGAAAAGGUGGAUCCUUUGUUUACAGUGCCUGCACCCCCUCCACCAAUUACUACAAGCAUACAGCCACAGAUUCUGCCUUCCUUCUUCCCUCCAACAUCAAACAUUUCUGCUCCCACUGAGCAACUAUUAGUGAGGACUCGAUCAGUGGGAGUUAACACUUGUGAGGUGGGAGUUGUAACUGAACCAGAAUGCCUUGGACCUUGUGAACCUGGGACUAGCGUGAAUCUGGAGGGCAUUGUGUGGCACGAGACCGAAGAAGGUGUCCUUGUGGUGAAUGUGACUUGGAGGAAUAAAACCUAUGUGGGGACACUAUUGGAUUGCACAAAGCAUGACUGGGCUCCUCCCAGGUUUUGUGAAUCCCCGACAAGUGACCUUGACAUGCGUGGUGGCCGGGGUAGAGGAAAGCGAGCAAGAUCAGUUGUUGCUAAUGCUCCUGGUAUUGAACCCAGUUUUGCAGAGGCCAGAGGACUGCAGCACAAGAACCGCGGUGGGGGUGCCAAUGGCAAAGGAAGGCGGGGAAGUCUGAACUCUAGCAGUGGCCGUAGGACACCUCCCAAUUGCACUCUGGAGGAAAUCAAGGCAAGCCCGACAGCUAAUAACAAACGUAAAAACAAGCCAUCUAUGGAGCUAGAUCUAAAUUCAAGCUCAGAGGACACUAAGUCUGGAAAGCGAGUUAGGACAAAUUCAAGGAGUACUCCUACCACUCCUCAAGGAAAGUCUGAGGGUUCUUUUUUGGACCAAGGCUGCUCAUCUCCGGUGCUAAUAGACUGUCCACAUCCUAACUGCAACAAAAAGUACAAGCACAUCAAUGGGUUACGCUACCACCAAGCACAUGCACACUUAGACCCAGAAAAUAAAUUGGAGUUUGAGCCAGAGAGUGAAGACAAAAUUUCUGACUGUGAAGAGUCCCUGGGAAACGUGGCUUUGGAAUGUACAGAUACAACCUUUGGGUCCUUAAAGGGACCAAAUUCUCCUGGGAAUUUGGGCGCAGCAGGGACACCAAAGGGAAAAAGGGAAAUGUUAAGUAAUGGCCAGAGCCCUGUGAUGAACUCUAAAAUGGGCAGGAGUUCUGGCAAAAAGAAAGGACAUAUACACGACAUGAAUAACCUGCCCAUCAUCUCUAAUAUGACUGUGGCUUUAGAUAAUUGUGUGGUCUCAGAUGGUAGCUCUGUUUCGGAGAUGCCAAAGCUGGAAGCUGAGGGUAUAAUUGAUAAGAAGGGCGUAUGUGAGAAAGACAAGGGGAAAAAAGCAAACAAUGGGAAAGUGGAUAAAUCUCUAUCCAAGCCCAAAACUACCAGGCCUAUAGCACCAGCCCCUCCUCCACCUCAGCUGAUAGCAAUUCCAACAGCUACCUUUACAGCCACCACCACUGGAACAAUUCCAGGCCUUCCCUCUCUGACAACUACAGUUGUCCAGGCAACACCAAAGAGUCCUCCUUUGAAGCCCAUUCAACCAAAGCCUACAAUUAUGGGAGAACCAAGCACAGUAAACCCAGCUCUUGCCUCUCUUAAAGACAAGAAGAAAAAAGAAAAGCGCAAGUUGAAAGAUAAAGAGUGCAAAGAGGCUGGGAGCCCCAAGAUGGACAGUAAGCUUGCAAAGAUAGAGGACUCAAAGAGUGCUGGGAAGGAGAUACCCAGUCAUUUUUUAAAAGAACACUUGAACAAAAAUGAGGUGCUACCAAAUGGUCUUUCUGAGUCUCAGGAGAGUCGAAUGGCCAGCAUUAAAGCUGAGGCCGAUAAGGUUUACACGUUUACAGACAAUGCGCCCAGCCCUUCAAUAGGGAGCUCCUCUAGACUGGAAUGUGGUACACUUGUAAAUGGACAAUCUCCCAUGACCCCUUUACAUGUCUUAAUGCAAAAUGGAAGUGAUGGCACUGGCACCAAGACAAAUAGUCCAGCGUACUCCGAUAUCUCAGAUGCUGCUGAUGAUGGUGGAUCUGACAGUCGUUCUGAAGGAGUAAGGUCCAAAGCUAGUUCACCCUCAGAGAUCAAUUCUAACAAGGAAAGUGUUGUCAAGAGCCUUCCUGCUACACCUGCCCAAGCAGCUCCAGGAAAAGAGUCACAUUCUCCUUAUUACCAUGGAUAUGACCCUUAUUAUUCCCCCAAUUACAUGCACUCUGGACAACCCAGUACUCCUGCAUCUGGAAAUGGUAGCAAUUCCCAAGGGAACAAGUCCAAAAAGGAGGGUUCAGAGGAAGAGGGUGAAAAGAAAGAAAAGGCAGAGGCUUUAGCCUUGGAUGCUAAAAAGAAUGAAAUGAUCAAUUCAAAUUUACAGGCCCAGCACCAAUCAGUGAUCACACAGAGGCAUCCUGCACUUGCUCAGUCACUUUACUAUGGACAAUAUCCCUAUGGGCUUUACAUGGACCAGAAGUCAUUAAUGGCCUCUAACACUUACAGACAACAAUAUGAGAAGUAUUAUGAGGAUCAGCGACUUGCGGAGCAAAAAAUGACUCAAGGAAAUCGAGAAGGAGAGCGGAAAGGAGACCUUCCACAGAAAGAACAAUCAAAAGAAGACAUUAAACAGAAGACAAUCCCAUCAGCAACAGUAUCAAAAGCUCCACCCACCCCAGAUUCCAACAAAAACUGUAACAGCAAAUGUGGGCCUGGGAUACCUGCCAAAACAGAAGAAUCUGGGAAGCAACAGAUUCUGACAAAUCAGCAACAGCAUCUUCAGUCAGCCAAGCAAAUGGAAAACCAUCAGCUUAUCAAAGAGGCUGUGGAAAUGAAAUCUGUUAUGGAUUCAAUGAAGCAGACCGGAGUGGAUCCUACAUUACGGUUUAAGCAGGAGUCAGAGUCCCGAUCUUGGCACCAUUAUCCAUAUCAGGCCAAAUACAUGGAGCAACAAAAAACAGAAGAGCUCGAAAAAAAGGCCAAAGACGACUGUCCCAAUAAGGCUGGAGGAAAAGAUAUCUCUGGCCUCAACCUUACAGUCUCUAUGACCACUGUCAAGGAUGAACCUAAGGACCUUAAAAGGCAGGACUCCCACUUGGGCUCUGUAGAGGACUCAAAGAAAUCCGAUGAGCGUGGGACACCCGUCAGUGGAAAGGACUCAAGGAACGCUCGGGUUGCCGUGUCCUCGCCCAUGAGCCAACACCAGUCCUACAUUCAGUACCAGCAUGCCUAUCCUUAUUUGCAGAUGUAUGAUCCCAACCACCCAGCUUACAGAGCUGUGUCCCCUGUCCUGAUGCACAGUUACCCAGGUUUCCAUUACCCUAUCUAUGGGAAGAUGGCAGGCAGGGAUGAGGUGGAGAAAACAAAUACUAGUCCAAGUAUAAGCACUAAACCUGCUUCUGAGUCAAAAGCACUAGACUUGCUGCAACAGCAUGCCAAUCAGUACCGCACUAAAUCUCCUGGGCCUGCAGAGAAGGGACCUCCUGAACGGGAGAGGGAAACGGAGCGAGAGAGAGAUCGCCAUUCUCCAUUCGCCAGACAUCUUCACACACAUCAUCACACACACCUAGGAAUGGGCUAUCCCCUAAUACCUGGGCAGUAUGAUCCAUACCCAGGUUUGACCUCAGCAGCCCUUGUAGCCAGUCAGCAGGUGGCUGCUCAGGCUUCUGCAUCUGGCAUAUUUCCUACACAAAGGAGGGAAUGAUUGGACGACUUGUACAUAAGAGACAUGUGACUGGAUCACAUGAAGAUACACUUUAAUAUAGACAUCAGUUCCAUGGUGUUAUUGAUUGCCUUGAUGGCAGGCAAAAAAAAAAGUAAUUUCAUUUUUUUUAAUUCAAGAUUUUAUAAGAGUUACCAAUGUUGCUGUAAUUAAACUUUUGUUGAAAUAUAUAUUCUUAACUCUUUAUUUUAUAACAGUAACCAGGCUCACACAUGCAGGAUCAGCUGCUAGUGGCAACCAGAGAAAAGGAAGUGUGUUUGCCACAAAAUAGCCACUUUGUUAAAAAAAAUGUAUAGAAAAAAUAUUGUUCUGUAUUGGUGUGCCUGACCGUAUGUAAUAUUGUAAUAUUCCUUACAUGCCCUCAGAGAGGCUAGCUGUUAAAGUGACACCUUGGUACAAUGUAAAUGUGUACUAUCUAGUGGCUCCUUGGCUUUGUAUUAUUUAAAAUUGCAUUUGUAUAAAUUUGACUGUAUUCAUCUGUUUGUUAAUGUGUCUUGUGAAGAAUCUUCAUUUUGAGGGCUCUGGGUGCCAGUACCAUAAAACUGUGGUGUAUAUACUGUAUAGAUUUUAAAUGGCAGAUUAUAAGUUUAUGUAAAGUAUCUAGUUUUUUUAUGACUUUGAAUGGCAGUUUACCCCCAAUAGCCUGCAUAGCUGAAGACAUUUGUGAUUGUUCUAUUACUUGAAUAGUCCUGCAGUCUUUUAAAUGUUUACAAUUAUCAACAUUUAGGAAGAGACUUUAAUGUCGUUGCCUGGUUACUUGUUUCAUGCUGUAAUCUAGUUAAUUUUAUGUAAAGUGUAUAUUGAAUGCUUUCUUUUUUAUACCUGCCUUAAAAAAUAAUUUGGCAAUCAGAAUAAAAUAAGUUGUUUUUUGUAAA